Grammomys surdaster is the source of this 355-nucleotide messenger RNA. Its product is annotated as protamine-2-like. NCBI's taxonomy places the organism in Eukaryota, Metazoa, Chordata, Mammalia, Rodentia, Muridae. The transcript has 4 exons. The annotation marks the transcript as partial. The record is from RefSeq and is a predicted model, not a curated record.
GGCCCGUGACGUCGCUGCUGAUCAUUAUUUCAUUAUUAUUAUUAUUAUUAUUAUUUUUGUAUGAGGCGAUGACGUCAUCCUGCGUGGUGACGUCAUAUGCAAACGAGAAACGCCCGCCCCGCCCCCGACUUCCGGUUCUCACCCCGUCUCCCGCCCGCAGAUCCCACGAGGAAGCCGACGCCCAGGGCCCCGGCGGCCCCGAAGAAGCCGGCGUCAGACGACCUGAACCUGGAGGACGGCCUGCCCGCGGGCGGGGGAAUCUCCGACCGCGACCUGGAGGACGUCGCCGGGACGGGCGGGAACGGCGGAGGCGGAGCCGGAGGACGAGGGCGGAGCGACGAGCCGCAGCCGGACG